This is a messenger RNA of Zingiber officinale, 3578 nucleotides long. RefSeq names its product putative disease resistance RPP13-like protein 1. Bases 128 to 3409 code for a protein of 1093 amino acids. The transcript has 3 exons. NCBI's taxonomy places the organism in Eukaryota, Viridiplantae, Streptophyta, Magnoliopsida, Zingiberales, Zingiberaceae. Gene Ontology annotation, molecular function: ADP binding. The record is from RefSeq and is a predicted model, not a curated record. Gene Ontology annotation, biological process: defense response to other organism.
UUAGAUUAGUGUGUUCUGUAAUGUAAGACUUGAUGCAUUGACUCGGUAGAUCUAUGCAUCCCUUAAUUCACCACAAGUCCGCUCCUUCCUUGUCUGCCUACCUAAAAUUAAUUUCCUGGGAAGAACAAUGGCCGGAGGAGGAGGCUUCCUGUCUUCCAUGUUCACCACGAUGGUAGCCAAGCUGCAUAGCUUGGCUUCACCGUCAAUAACAUCUUCUUCUUCUUCGUUGCCACACAACAAUAUUGAACGGGAGAUGAGUAAGCUGACAGAGACGAUGAGGAGAAUCCAAGCCAAACUUGAUGACUCAGAGGAGGAGAAUCAUGCAAAAAGUCACUCGGAGAAGCUUUGGCUAAGCGAGCUCAAAGAUGUUGCCUAUGACGCCGAAGACGUAGUAGAAGAGUACGAGUACAAGGUGCUUCGUUCCAAACAAUUGCAUGAGCACAACAGUGGCACAUAUGAGGAUGAACUAGCAAAUAAAGCCGCAGAGAUAAGGAAAAGGUUUGAUGAGAUCACCAAGGAGUGGAAACUCCUAAAGUUGCCUAAGAAGGCCGGAAAAAGAAAGAGAAACCCCAUGCUCUCAGAAAUGAAUCGAGAAACAGGCUCUUUAGUGGUUGAAUCAGAUGUUCUUGGAAGAGAAGAGGAAAAAGAUGUGCUGGUUAAAUGGCUGCUGUCAGAUGAUACAACAGGAAAUGGAGUUUCUGUAAUUGCUGUAAUUGGGAUGGGGGGACUGGGUAAAACAACACUGGCUCAGCUUGUCUAUAAUGAUCAGAGAGUGAAAAGCUAUUUCGAUUUAACAGGAUGGGUCUGUGUAUCUGAAAAUUUUCAUGUUGUUAGUUUGACUGAGAAAAUUCUACAAUCAUUCACAAAAGUGAAAGUCCAUGAAGAACUAGAUGAGCUCCAACGUGCACUACAAGAGAAACUGCAGGGGAAAAGGUUCUUACUGGUAUUAGAUGAUGUUUGGAAUGAUAACUUUUGUCUUUGGGAACAAUUAAAAAAGCCGCUGCUAUCGGCUAUUGCAGGUAAAGUUAUAGUAACUACUCGGAAUCAUUCUGUUGCUCGUAUUAUGCAGACAACAAGAGACAGUCUGAAGUUGAAUGUCUUACCUUUUGAUGUGUGCUGGUCAUUGUUCAAGAAAGUCACUUUGGGAGGAGCGGAUAUAAGCUUACGUCCAGAUCUUGAAGACAUCGGUCGGAGGAUAGUAGAGAAGUGCAAAGGCUUGCCCUUGGCUGCCAAGUUGAUCGGGGGUGCUUUAAGAAAUGACGAAGAUAAAGAUUCAUGGACGGACAUCAUAGAAAGUGAGGUAUGGAAGUUAGAUGACAGAAAUAUUGAAGUUUUACCUGCACUUAAAAUAUCAUAUGAUUGCAUGCCGAUACAACUUAAAAGAUGCUUCCAAUACUUGUCCUUUUUUCGCAAAGACACAUGUUUAUCUUCAAAGGGAAUAGUCCAAUUAUGGAUGCCACAAGGUAUUUUUCCUCUUGAUGGAGAUAAGAGAGCUGAGGACAUUGGCAGUGAUUACAUAAAAAGAUUGGUUGAGAGGUCAAUGUUAAAUCCUGAAGAAGGGUCUUAUUUUUCGAUGCAUGAUCUUGUUCACUAUCUUGCACAAUAUGUAGCGCAGGAUGAAUGCCUCUGUGUGAUUGAUGACAAUUUCGACAGAAGGAAAUUACAAGAGAUUCGACACUUAUCGUUCGAUAGUGAAAAUAUUAAGAUGAUCAAAGAUAUUAAUCUUCAACAACUAAAACAUCUGCGGACACUUCUUAUUAGAAACGGCUAUUGGGGGAGAGUUUUUCCAAGACAAGACAAAUUUUUUGGAGUCCUUGACAAUCUUUUCCAAAAAUUGAAAUACAUACGCGCACUUGGUUUAAACCAUACCAGUGUCGCAGAGCUACCGGAUUCAUUGGGCAACCUCAAACUACUCCGUUACCUUUCUAUAGAAAACACUCAUGUCAGGAGUCUUCCAGAGUCCAUAUGCAACCUUUACAACUUACAAAUUCUCCAUGCUGGAAGUGUUUUUAAACUCCCAAGGCAUAUUGGAAAUUUGAUAAACCUACGUCAUCUUUGGCUUUCUCACCAAAUUGACUUUCUUCCAUCUGGAAUUGGAAACUUGACCAACUUACAGACACUCAGCCACUUCAACAUCAGUCAUGAAGAAGAGCAUUGCAACAUAGGAGAAUUGAAUAGUUUGAUGAAACUUGGAGGAAGCAUCUCCAUUGAUAUUAUAGGUUAUGUGAAUAAUUUUUCAAACUCAAAAUUUCCUCUGAAGACAAAAAAGUAUCUUGAUUCUUUGAAGUUAUGUUGGUACGAUUGGUUUGACUAUGCUGAUGAAAAGAAGGCAGAGUGGCAGCUCGAGUACCUGGAACCGCAUGUCAAUCUCAAGACCCUUAAAAUAACCGAAUAUCCAGGUGUCAAAUUUGUUGGAUGGGUGGGUGCUUUAUCCUUCACUAAGUUGACCAAGUUGGUUCUAAAAGAUUGUAAGAAUUGCAGUAAACUUCCAUCAUUGGGUCAACUUCCUUCUCUAGAAGAGCUUGAGAUAGCUGGGAUGGAUGGCGUUCAACAUGUGGGACGUGAAUUUUGCUCUAUGCUAAUACCAUCUCCAUCUUCUCAGGUAGAGCUUAAUAUUUGGCAGAUGGAUGGCGUUCAACAUGUGGGAUCUGGAAUUUCCUCCAUGCUAGAGCCAUUUUCAUCUUCCUACAAAAUCGCAUUUCCCUCUCUUAAAUUAUUGCUAUUUAGCAGAAUGAAAAAUUGGAAAGCGUGGGAUGGAAUACAGAGUGGAGAUUUCCCCAAUCUCCAUGUUAUUGAAAUUUUUAAAUGUUCAAAGCUGAUCAACUUUCCAAAGUGGUCCUUGUUGCCUUCGGUGAAAGAAAUGGUAUUAGUUAGUUGUGGUGCACUUGAUGUUCGAUGUUGGUUUUCACUGACAAAUUUAACAAUUGGCAUCAGUAGUCAGGAACAUAGUGAGUGGAUGUCCAAGUCUUACUUUCCAAUUCUUCAACACUUGAUAUUAUUAAAUAGCAAAGUGGAAUCAGUUCGUCUGUCACAGAAACGAAUACCUUCACUGAAGACUUUAGAGAUUUCAGACUGUCCAACAUUGAGAGUUGUUGCAGGGUUAAAAAACCUCACCUCCUUGAAUUCUUUAUAUAUAGAAGCAUGCCCUAAUCUUGAGUUCAAGGGGUUACCAGCCACCCUCAAACAAGUGAAGCUCCGCCGUUGUAGUUUGUUUAAGAAGGGGCUCAAUGAACAACAGCAUAUGCCAAAUGACUUGAUGAUAGAGGCACACAAUUCCGAUGAUGAAGACAAAGAGGAAGAGGAAGAGGAAGAAGAAGAGGAGAUGGAUGUCAAUGAUGAAGAGGAAGAGGAAGAACAAGAGGAGAUGCAUGUCAAUGAUGAAGAGGAAGGAGAUGGAUGGAGAGGAUGAUGGCAACAAUGAUAAUGAUGAUAACAUGGAUUAGAUGAUAAGGAUGACAAAGAGCCAGAUGACAAUGGUAGCAACAUAGAAGAAGGAUGACUCUUUAACAUUGAGAAGAGCAUGUAAACAAAUUAUGAUAUAACUUAUUACACAGUGAAUUUCUAAUUUUUUUCUCUUA